AUGACAGUGCAAGAGCUGCUGGGGUCCGCCAAGCUGCUGCGCUGGCUUUGGGUUCCCUGGGCCUGGGUGGAGCGCCUCACAUUGGGGCGCUGGCCGCGCUUCUGUGGCUGGGACUCCGAUGCUGGAGUACGCCGAGCAGCAGCCAUCGCCCUGGGCAACUUGGGGAGGAUGGCUGCGGACCAGGAGGAGGUGUUGCAGGAGGCGGCUGCGUGUGACGCUGAUGACGAUGUGCGAUUUCAUGCUGCCGUGGCGCUGGGAAUUGUCCAGGCGACUUCGCCCAAGGCCGCGACCUCGGCCUUCCGUGGCGCAGGGCUGUCGAGGCGCUGCUCGUGGUACACAGCCGCGGUUUAA
Molecule: messenger RNA, 351 nt
Organism: Symbiodinium natans
Lineage: Eukaryota; Dinophyceae; Suessiales; Symbiodiniaceae
Source: the annotation of a GenBank genome assembly